CUUUUCAACCAAUUUAUCGAUAACAAACAAUCAAAUAUUGCGAUCCUCUGUCGCUUUUCUCAAACUCGAAGCCUAUAAACCCUAAAAUCAAAAGGAGAUUGUGCUGCCAGAAACAAAAUGUUCUAUCGAGGUAAAUACGUAGAUGUUGGAGACGGGAGAGAACCGGGCCUAAAACGCCAACGUGUAAUCGAGCAACCCUCAUCAUACUACACAACCCCACCCCCAUCAACCUACCUCUACCCCCCACCCCCCACCUACCCCUACGCCCCCACCCCCCACCCCCACACCUUCCCCCUUGUAAAAUUACGCGGCCUACCCUUCGACUGCUCCGAAUCCGACAUUUCCGACUUCCUCCACGGCCUCGACAUCGUCGACAUCUUAUUCAUCCACAAACACAACAAAUUCGCCGGCGAAGCGUAUUGUCUCUUAGGCUACCCUUUUCAAGUCGAAUACGCGCUUCAAAGAAACCACCAAAAUAUCGGAAGAAGAUACGUUGAAGUGUUUAGAUCCAAAAAGGAAGAUUACUACAAGGCCAUUAGCAACGAGGUGGAUGGUAGUCAUGGUACACGUGGCGGUGGUGGUGGUAGGUCGCGGUCCCCACGGCGAGGUGGCAAUGGAGGUGGGGCCCGUGUGGGACGGGGGGAUAAUAGGGAUAGGGAUAGGGAUAGUAAUGUGGAACAUACGGGGGUUGUUAGGUUGAGGGGGUUGCCGUUUUCGGCGAAUAGGGAAGAUGUUUUGGAGUUUUUUAAGGAUUUUGAAUUGGUUGAGGAUUCGGUUUAUUUCACGGUGAAUUUGGAGGGAAGGGCAACGGGGGAAGCGUUUGUGAAAUUUGGAAGUUGUGAGGAGGCGAAAGGGGCGAUGGUUAUGGAUGGGGAGUGUCUUGGGAGUCGGUAUAUUGAGUUGUUUCCUUCCACAGUUGAAGAUUGGGAAGAUGCCGCCGAAAGAGGAAGAGCAAACGUGCCAAAACCCUGUGAAGAAGACACACGGGUAUUGCGAAUGAGGGGGUUGCCAUUUUCAGCUGGAAAAGACGAUAUAAUUGACUUUUUUAAAGAAUUCAGAUUAUCCGAAGACUUAAUUCAUAUGACAUAUAAUUCUGAAGGAAGGCCAACAGGAGAAGCACUUGUGGAAUUUUCAAAUGUCGAUGACUCAAAAGCUGCAUUAGCCAAAGAUCGAAUGACACUUGGCAGCCGUUACAUAGAACUUUUCAUGUCUUCACCUGAUGAGUUGAAGGACGCCAUUUCAAGGGGCCGAUAAUUAUUAUUAUUUUUUUUUAAAAUUUUUUUUAAAUCUUUUUAUUCGGCUUAUAUGACAUAUUGUAGUUUUACUGUAAUAAAUAUAAUUUUUUAACCUCUUUCGUGGCUUAUUAUGAGGAAAUAUGGUUGUUAUUUCAA
Molecule: messenger RNA, 1391 nt
Organism: Lactuca sativa (garden lettuce)
Lineage: Eukaryota; Viridiplantae; Streptophyta; Magnoliopsida; Asterales; Asteraceae
Product: RNA-binding (RRM/RBD/RNP motifs) family protein
Molecular function (GO): RNA binding
Source: RefSeq, a predicted model, not a curated record